This is a messenger RNA of Triplophysa dalaica, 1582 nucleotides long. It is a transcript of the gene gng2, whose product is annotated as guanine nucleotide binding protein (G protein), gamma 2. Gene Ontology annotation, molecular function: G-protein beta-subunit binding. The record is from RefSeq and is a predicted model, not a curated record. The transcript has 4 exons. Gene Ontology annotation, cellular component: heterotrimeric G-protein complex. The coding region runs from base 442 to 657 and encodes 71 amino acids. Lineage: Eukaryota; Metazoa; Chordata; Actinopteri; Cypriniformes; Nemacheilidae. Gene Ontology annotation, biological process: G protein-coupled receptor signaling pathway.
AUCACAGCCAAAAACAGGCAUCUGGGAGAAUGAGAUUUGACAGAAAUGACGUGAAAGGUUUGGCAGCAGGUAAAUAAGCCUGUCUUCGUCUUUUAAACAAUGUCUUUAGUUUGCGAUUGUUGGAGGAGAGGGGAAGUGGGUUUCAGCUGGCUUCCUGAGCGAUUCCACUAGAUGAUGGGCGGAGCCAGAGGAAAGCUGUCAGCUGGGGUGGCGUAGCAAGCAGCGAGCGUGUGGGUGCGUUUAUAUGUGUGGGUGCCAGAGUGUCAGAGCAAGGAGUGCAUGAGUGCUACUAUUACAUACUGGUCUUCUGGCAUUAAGAUUAUACAUACAGAAAAAGGCUGAAGACACAACAGAGGAGGUGAACUCAUUUUUGAAUAGACCAACAAAACAGACAUAAAGACUCAAAAAGAAGUGCAACAGGCUUGAUUCGACAGCCUCAUCAUGGCCACCAACAACACAGCUAGCAUCGCCCAGGCUCGCAAACUGGUGGAGCAGCUCAAGAUGGAGGCCAAUAUAGACAGAAUAAAGCUCUCCAAAGCGGCAGCCGAUUUGACAUCAUACUGUGAAGCCCACGCUAAAGAAGACCCUCUGCUCUCCCCUGUGCCUGCAUCCGAGAAUCCUUUCAGAGAGAAGAAGUUCUUCUGUGCCAUCCUAUAACCAGCGUUGCCCAGCCAUGGACUCACCUCACUGGGAUACACUCAUGGACAUGUUGAUCUUUUACAAGGGCUAAAGAGGUGCGAUGGAGAACGCUUAACUUCUCCUGGCUCUCUACAAGCUCUUAUUAUGCCACCGACUCCACCGAGUGGCCUUGAGUUCAGCAUUGUUACAAGAAUCUGUUGACAUUGUCGAGAGCAGCAAACAAAUAAGUGACUGUCAUUGUAGCAGAUCAGCCAGAAUGUGUUUUGAAAAUAUUCAAGUAUUAAAAGGUUUCUGUCGUUCUGAUAAGGUUAUCACAUAUUUUUCUUUUUUGAAUUUUCAUGGGCUGUGAUCAUUUACCUGAUCCUUGAACCCACUGGAAAAAAUGUUUCACUUUUCAACGAUUUUUCUUUUCAGAUGCAAUUGCUGUAGGCCUUCAAUUUAUGUAGCUUUUUGUAGCCAUUUGUGGGUACAGAAGAAACUUUUUUUAUUUAAAGAAUGAUAGUUUAGUGAACUUUUAUAAUAAAUUAUGCUUGGACAAAUAUUCUUAAAUCUAAAUUCUUAUCUUUUAGAUGCUUAUAUAAUUAUUUGACUGUACAGCUAGUUGUUUUCUUUCUGUCCUUCAAAAGCAUCUCUUUUUACUAUUUGUACAGAAAUGUUAGCAAGUUUAACCGUGUUGUGCUAUAUGUUUUUAAUAUUUGUGGUGAUAUCAAUAAUAACUGCAUGAAGCCUGACAAUCUGCGUCUUUUUUCUUUCUGAAAGACAAUGGAAAUCAUAUUAAUACUGCAGUACGAUUUGUUGCAACCUUGACUGUUGUGUUGGUGUUAUACUGACACCUACCGGCCUUUAUAGACUGAAUUUUCAAUUUCUCAUGAAGGCUGAAAAUGAUAGAAGAUUAAUAAUACAUUAUAUAUGUAUUCACACCAUGAUCUUUUAAUCCUAAGUG